This is a messenger RNA of Lymnaea stagnalis (great pond snail), 4696 nucleotides long. The record is from the annotation of a GenBank genome assembly. Lineage: Eukaryota; Metazoa; Mollusca; Gastropoda; Lymnaeidae.
UGAAAAACCAAGAUGAUUUUGUUGGACUAAGUACAGAUCCACAGUAAUCUGAAGUAGACUAAAGGUAUUAGAUCACAGUAAUCUAAAGUAGACUAAAGGUAUUAGAUCACAAUAAUCUAACGUAGGCUAAAGGUAUUGGAUUCCAGUAAUCUGAAGUAGAAUAAAGGUAUUGGAUCACAUUAAUCUAAAGUAGACUAAAUGUAUUGGAUCCCAGUAAUCUAACGUAUGCUAAAGGUAUUGGAUUCCAGUAAUCUAAAGUAGACUAAAGUAUUGAAUCCCAUUAAUCUAAAGUAGAAUAAAGGUAUUGAAUCCCAGUAAUCUAAAGUAAACAAAAGGUAUUGCAUCCAAGCGUUAGCCAUCGCUUAAAUCUAACUGUUAUUUCAGAUAUACAAUUUGACAAAAAUUCUAGCUUACAGUGAACGUGUGGUUCAUACUUCAUAUUUGGAAUGACCCCUGGCUAAUGCUGUGUUGGAUGCUUCACUUCAGGACGCCACAAAUCAGUGCGUUAGUUAGUUACUAAUUAGGCAUCAAAUAAUUAAAACUCAUAUUUUAAAAGCAUUUCCAAAUCAAGGCCAUUGUCGUUUGUGUGUGUGUAUGUGUGUAUGUGUGCAUGUAUAAAUGUGUGUCUAUCUGUGUGUGUGUCUGUCUGUAUGUGUGUGUCUGGUUUUUGCGUGUCUGUCUGUGUGUGUCUAUCUCUGUGUAUGUGUUCAAUAUGAUGCAGAGCUCACCAAGCAAACCACUCCAGUUGUGCAGCUUUCCCAAACCGUUCUUCAUAGACUUCCUCAUCCCCCCGAUGCCUCAAUAUGUUGUCACAAACAACUUUAUUGUCAUUGUGAUUGCGUCACGCGCACUAAACAUUUUUAUUCCCAUUGUAGCUACGUCGUCCGCCAUGGCGACGUACCUGUUUAUUUAGUCUCAGGAUACCAUCUCACACCACUUUGAGUUUAAAGGUUGCGAAUGCUCAACUAACUUUCUGAGGACGCCACGCGCGCUCACUCAGCGUGCUGUAUUACCCCUGCUAUUGGGUUGUUGCUGUUGUUGUUUUUUUUUUGUACAUGCAUUGAACGAUUAUCCUUUACAGUUCGUAUUUCACCACACUCUUGCUGACCUGGAGGUGAAAACUAACACGGCUCUGGUUCUGGUUCUGGUUCUGGUAAUGUUUUCGUAGCUGCAUCCAUGUACUGGCAUCUUUGCAACGGUUGGGGGUAUGAUGUUGCUAUUCUAACAGCCCCUAGCUGAUGCCAGGGCAGCCUUGAAGCUUUCAGCCGAUGUCGAGUUCACAGUGGCAUCGUCCAGGUGGUUCCAUGCUAUUAUUGUGCGUGGUAAGAAAGAUUGUUGAUACUGCACUGUGUUGCUCUGAGGCCCUUUGAAGCAUUUGCUAUUGUUUCUGGUGUAAUGGUCAAUGGUGAAGUCCUUGUUCAGUGGGCGUUUUGCUCUGAUUAGUCUAUACCCGGCUUCUGUGGGGUGAGGUACGUGCUUGAGGACAUGCGAGAUACACUGCAGCUCGUACUCAAAUAUAUGUAUAUUUUAUUUUUAUAAAUUUGAUGGAUUAUUAAUAUUUAAUUAAAAAACUGUGGUGACCCUGCAACAUGCAGAUCGUAUUCAAUGUUUGGUAAAUGUUGUUUGUUUGUUUUUUUUGUUAUAAAACUGCAGUUUUCAUAUUGACAUUAAAACGCCAGAUUCAAUUUUAUUUUUCUUCUCCAGAAAAUCUAAAAAUCGCUGUUGACAAGAAAAGGAAUCGCUGAUUCAGAUCUGACUGGCGUCAUGGACACGAAUCUGACAGUUUGCUGUUACCUCGUUGUCAUUAUUUUCACGUGCGGUUGGUUAUUCCAUGAAUCAUUUCUUCUCUCAGAUUCUUUAAACGCGUUUUAUGUCCUCGUGAGCGCUUGGCGCUGUGCUCAUGAGGUCCUGGCGCUGUGCUCAUGAGGUCCUGGUGCUGUCCUCAUGAGGUCUUGGCGCUGGGCUCAUGAGGUCUUGGCGCUGAGCUCAUGAGGUUCUGGUGCUGUCCUCAUGAGGUCUUGGCGCUGGGCUCAUGAGGUCUUGGCGCUGGGCUCAUGAGGUCUUGGCGCUGGGCUCAUGAGGUUCUGGUGUUGUCCUCAUGAGGUCUUGGCGCUGGGCUCAUGUGACGAAGACCAAGCAGACCCAAACAAUUUUUUUCCGUGUUUUUGGGGCACAGUGGGUGGUGUUUGAAACGCUAAUUUAACAGGGUGGAGGUAAGGAUGUAGAAGGUGAGGUAUGCACAUUAGAGGUAAAAGGUGUAGUUUUACACAUAGAAGGUGAUGUAUUCAUAUAGACAUUGAGGUGUACAUAAGGCAGGUGGGGUAAACAUAUAUAAGACGAUGUAUACAUACAGCAGAUAACCUAUACAUAUAGAAUGUGGCAUAUGCAGAUUAGUCUGAUUUAGCUGACGUGUCAAUUUCAACAUUUUCCAGCAUUGCGGGCCCAGGCCUUGGACUUGGGUGACAUCCCCACGUUCCCGGAUGUCGUCCCCAUGCCACUCGAGGAGGCGUGCAUGAGGUACCUGUCGGGCUGCAAGGCAAAGACCAACUAUACCGAUGACCCCAGGUGAGUUGCGUUCUAGGGAUACACGUCUCGAAAUGAAACGCACCAGCUCAGUGGCCAAAUAUCAGCAGCAGGGCCAUUUAAAAAUUUGAGAGCCCAAUUUCUUUUCAAGAACCUGUCAAGAACUAUUUUUUCGGAGUCAAAUCCGAUUUUUGCCCGACUGGCCAAAACGCAAUCAGGUCGCUAAAGAGCCGCAUGCGGUUCGCGUGCCGCGAUUUGCCAACCACUGCGAUAAGCUCAUGGGUACGGAAAGUACAUCACACGGUUGUGAGACCGAAUGCAUAAUGUCAUAACAAAAUAUGUCUUUAUGUGAUGUAAGUUGUUUUUUCCUCAUAUAGUAGAGUAUUUUGAUCCGGUCUACGGGUCGUAGUUAGACUAUUAUUCUAUCUUGUGUCAUGAUUUAUUGCGAACCCUUAAGAGAAAGACAUGGUACCAGGCAAUGUCUUGACUUAGAGACAGAGGUGGAUGCUGUCAAAAUUUUGACUUAGAGACAGACAUGGAUGCAGGCAAUGCCUUGACUUAGAGACAGACACGGAUGCAGGCAAGUUCUUGACUUAGAGACUGUUAAGGAGAUCACUUCGGGUACCGGAGGCCGGAUGGAUCGGCUCAACCAUCAGAAUAAAUAACCAAAUAAUUUUCAUUCCAUGGAAACAAUUAUUUAAAAUAUGUAAGACACACUUUUGCCACUUGUUGAAAUGUAACAGCAGGUUACAAUAAUUUAAUUGAUCCUGCAAAUUGGACAUAAGGAUUCUGGUAAAGAUCCGAAUGCCCUAAUCGCUUGUUUCACAUUAAUGAAACGUACUCUGGCCAUUUUUCUAACAUGAUGUCCUGGAAUUGAAGGUCUAGGUUGGUACUCUCUAUUGCCGAAAUUGAUUGAGUGGUGUAUUGGCGUAGCAAGGGGUAAAUGCCAUCCGGAGUAAAUGCCAUCCGGGGCAAAUGCCAUCGGGAUUGGUUAAGAUUUAUGCUGCCCCUCUCCCACAAAAAAUGGACUCUGCAGUUGGCCGAAACUGCCACCCGGGGCCGAACGCCCCCUAACCUCCACCCCCUUCCCACACCAGUAGGUUGGUACUCAUUAGAUCAGUGUACAAAGCAUCCAUUUAUAUAGAUAGUGCUUAUAUGAUUGUGUUGCACAGCGAUCGCUUGCAUUUUAAGUUUAGCUAGUAGCUCAUUGAUUGAUUGGUUGUAACAUACUCUCAUAGUGUUUCACUGGCGCACAUAUCGGAUAACUCUUUAAAAAAAACAAGAUUUCGUACGAAUACUUUAUAUGUGCUCUUGUUCUCUCCCGUCUUGACUACUGCAACACUUUUCUGGCAGGUUCACCAAAAGAUUUCAUAGAAAAUCUGCAGAAAGUUCAAAACUCAGCCGCUAGGAUAGUUCUAAAGGCAAAGAAACGUGAUCACGUCACUCCACUACUUCACUCACUUUAUUGGCUCCCUAUACAGGCACGCAUUGAUUACAAGCUGUCUGUUCUCUGCCACAACUUUUUCUCUGGUUUCUGCCCUUCCUAUCUAACUGAACUUCUUUCUUUCUAUUCACCCCCUUCAAAGGCUUCGUUCCUCCGCAGACACACGUAUUCUUUCUGUUCUCCCCCAUUACACAUCCGCAAUAUACCGACCAUCCCAGCCUCCAAACUGCCCGCGAGACCCAUCUCUUCCAACUCAACUAUACCGACCCAUUCUCACCCCCCUCUAACUGAAAAACAAUGUUCGAUGCUGCUGGGUGCUGUCUAUGGCUAGAUAAGGGUGGUAGUACUUGGGUGGGUGAGGUCAAGCUUUUUACAAAUUGUUGUUUUUAAAAUGUAUUUCGUUUCUGUAACUGCUAAUUUUUAUGUGAAGCGCAGCGAGCCUAGCCCUAUGCUGCGUUGCUGCGCUCUAUAAAACGACAUUAAUAGUAAUAAGUGGGCCGUAUUUUGCCUACCACUGCCCUAGACAAUAUAUUGAAAGAACACAUUGUUAACAUGAGUUUCAAUUGGCUGCAAAUUGCGUAAAAGUAAAGCAAAUUUCUCAUGAACUCUUACAGCAAACAGUUACAAGUUUUGAAAUCAUGCAUGGUACAAAACAGUUGCCCCAGACUGAGCGAGGAAUUCCUAAACAAAGUAGUGUACGUGGAGAAAAAACACAAACCUGGUAUGUAA